Molecule: messenger RNA, 1629 nt
Organism: Anolis sagrei ordinatus
Lineage: Eukaryota; Metazoa; Chordata; Lepidosauria; Squamata; Anolidae
Gene: RASSF2
Product: Ras association domain family member 2
Biological process (GO): positive regulation of JNK cascade; signal transduction; positive regulation of protein kinase activity
Cellular component (GO): cytoplasm; nucleus
Source: RefSeq, a predicted model, not a curated record
GGCAGGGGGAGCCGGGCGGGGUGGUGGUGUCUCUUCCCGGCGCCUGGCCUUGCUGCGGGAUCGGGGCCGCCGGAGCCAGGCCUUUUCCCCCAAUGAAUGACGUUCCCCAAGGAUGGAUUACAUUGGCGAUGCCUCUUUGGUCCCUUGCGGCCAAGACAAGUACAUCAACAAGAAUGAGUUGCUGUUGCACUUGAAGACAUACAACUUGUACUACGAAGGGCAGAAUUUGCAGCUGCGGCACCGAGAGGAGGAAGGGGAGCUGCUCGUGGAGGGCCUGCUGAACGUGUGCUGGGGGCUGCGCCGCCCCAUCCGCCUUCAGAUGCAGGACGACCACCAGCGCCUGCGCCCACCGCCCUCCUCCUCCUCCUGGCACUCCGGCUGCAACCUGGGCCCACGCGGGUCCGUCAUAAAGCCCUCGACUUUGCCAGACAUCCAGGUGACGGAGGCCGAACCCUCUUUGGACGGCGAUGGAGUCGAUGUCGGACCCGAUGAGCAGGAGCGCCAGCCCCAGCCAGAGGAGGCCCCACAGCUGAUGCGCACCCGGAGUGAUGUGGGCGUACGCCGCAGGGGGAACCUCCGCACGCCCAGUGAGCAGCGCCGCAUCAGGCGCCACCGCUUCUCCAUCAACGGCCAUUUCUACAACCACAAAACGUCGGUUUUCACUCCGGCUUAUGGCUCCGUCACCAACGUCCGGAUCAACAGCACCAUGACAACCCCGCAAGUCCUCAAGCUCCUGCUCAACAAAUUCAAGAUUGAAAACUCGGCGGAAGAAUUUGCCCUCUACAUUGUCCACACCAGUGGAGAGAAGCAGAAGUUGAAGGCCACCGACUUCCCCUUGGUGGCCCGGAUCCUGCAAGGCCCCUGCGAACAGGUCUCCAGGGUCUUCCUGAUGGAGAAGGACCAGGUGGAGGAGAUCACUUAUGAUGUUGCGCAAUACAUCAAGUUUGAAAUGCCGGUCCUGAAAAGCUUCAUCCAGAAGCUGAAGGAGGAAGAAGACCGCGAAGUGAAGAAACUACGCCGCAAGUAUUCAGCCCUGCGUUCAAUGAUUGAGCAGCGCUUGGAAGAGAUCUCCAAAGGCCCAGCGUUGAUGUGAAUGGCGCUUUUGGAAGGAAACGCCAGAAGAAGAGAAAUGCUCUGUUUACAUGAUGAACGGCUGGAACUAAACUUGAAACUGGAGCUGGCCUUGAGCCCAUGGCCUGCCUUUCUUUCUUUCCUCCCUUUUCAGUUAUUGGACGCAACAGAGCUUCUUUCUACAGGAGCCAUAUGUGUCUUUUGCUGGGCAAAUGGUUUGAAUAUUCUCGUUUUAUUUUGCAAGGGCAUCCUUUCCCGAUUUAGUAAUAAGAGUCGUUUGCAAGAUGCAACCCGUCACCAGCUUUAUUCCCAACUUCUCUGCCUCUCGAUCUUAAUCCCCCUCCCAUUCUUGGGUGUGUCUACACUAGGGAUGUAAUGCACAUUUGGCACCACUUUCGGAAGUGCCAUGGAUCAAGGCUGUGGAAUCCCGAAAGCUGUAUUUUUGGGAAAGCAUUGAGCCUUCACCAAACUGCAACAAUGGGCGCUUCCAGGCAGCACCAAAUUGUGGGUUUUCCAUGAGGGGCAAAAAACCCCCAAAAAACAGGACCUUGGAGCAGC